AUGUCCGAGACCACCUACAGCACGUUCGGCGCUCCCAUCCAGAUUACCCUUCAAGAAGAGGGGGUUUACGAGGUUACCCAACUUGACUCUCAGCCCAAGUUUGCCGAUCUUUCAUUCAACGAGGGCAACUACUCGAUCGACUCCAGUGUUGGACCCGUCAAAUUUGGCGGCUUUAUCCAAGAAAACUCUCUCGAAAUUGGCGUCGAUGUUGCUAUCUUUGGCCUCUCGCUCGGCUCGUUUAACGGCAACAUCAAGGACGGGCUCGUUAUCAAGGUCAAUGUGGCGGCUGCCUCCGGCGAAAUCAAACUAUUUAUACAGCAGGGGAACUGCAUAAUGGCAGGUGUCGACCUGCGCAUCUUAGGCCAAACGAAUAUCGACAGGACGCUCAAGAUUCUUACCCUAUAG
Molecule: messenger RNA, 405 nt
Organism: Lasiodiplodia theobromae
Lineage: Eukaryota; Fungi; Ascomycota; Dothideomycetes; Botryosphaeriales; Botryosphaeriaceae
Exons: 2
Coding region: 1-405 (134 amino acids)
Source: RefSeq, a predicted model, not a curated record